AUGACCUCCGUCGACCCCUUCGACUCGGCUCUCGACCUCCUCCGCCGCUUGAACCCGAAACACACGACCGACCAUCUCAAUGCCAUCAUAUCUCUGGCUCCCGAUCUGACUGAGGACCUCCUCUCAUCCGUCGACCAGCCCCUGACGGUGAAGCGUUGCAAGCAAACAGGCCGCGACUACCUACUCUGUGACUACAACCGCGACGGCGACAGCUACCGGUCACCCUGGAGCAAUCAGUUUGACCCGCCCCUCGACGAGGCUGGUGCCGGCGGUGUCGGUGCCGGCGGUAGCGAGGGUGCGGGCGAGGGCGCCAUCCCGAGCGAACGCGUCCGCAAGAUGGAGGUCCGCGCCAACGAGGCGUUUGACGUCUACCGCGAUCUAUACUACGAGGGCGGUGUGAGCAGUGUGUACUUUUGGAACCUGGAUGAUGGUUUCGCGGGCGUUGUUCUUCUGAAGAAGUCCGCAACGCCCGGUGGCAGCGCCGAGGGCAUCUGGGACUCGAUCCACGUUUUCGAGGCUAUCGAGCGCGGUCGCACGACGCAGUAUAAGCUCACCUCUACUGUCAUUCUCUCACUCUCGACGUCGACGGGCGCCCUAGGUGACAUGGAUCUCAGUGGCAACAUGACGCGGCAGGUCGAGCAGGAGCUGCCCGUUGAGGGCGAUGAGAGCCACAUCGCAAACGUUGGUCGUCUAGUCGAGGACAUGGAGCUCAAGAUGCGCAACUUGCUGCAGGAGGUCUAUUUCGGCAAGGCCAAGGACGUUGUCGGCGAUCUGCGCAGCGUCGGCAGCCUCAGCGAGGGCGCGCGGGACCGCGCGGCGCAAAGGGAGAUUAUCGGCAGCAUGCAGAGGUGA
Molecule: messenger RNA, 852 nt
Organism: Colletotrichum higginsianum IMI 349063
Lineage: Eukaryota; Fungi; Ascomycota; Sordariomycetes; Glomerellales; Glomerellaceae
Product: F-actin-capping protein subunit beta
Exons: 3
Coding region: 1-852 (283 amino acids)
Biological process (GO): actin cytoskeleton organization; barbed-end actin filament capping; cell morphogenesis
Cellular component (GO): F-actin capping protein complex; cytoplasm; actin cortical patch
Molecular function (GO): actin filament binding
Source: RefSeq, a predicted model, not a curated record